This is a messenger RNA of Setaria italica (foxtail millet), 759 nucleotides long. RefSeq names its product two-component response regulator ORR33. The record is from RefSeq and is a predicted model, not a curated record. The transcript has 5 exons. The coding region runs from base 1 to 759 and encodes 252 amino acids. Gene Ontology annotation, biological process: cytokinin-activated signaling pathway. NCBI's taxonomy places the organism in Eukaryota, Viridiplantae, Streptophyta, Magnoliopsida, Poales, Poaceae.
AUGGAUGUCGAUAUGGUUGCCAUGUUCCCCAAUGGCAUCCGGGCCUUGAUGAUUGACGACGACACCAAGUUUCUGAAAUCGGCUACCACGCUGCUUUCUAUCCUGAAUUUCGACGUGGUGAGAUGCAGCAGCGUCGCCUAUGCCCUCAAGUCCUUCACAAGUGGCGACCUCGAAGGCUUCGACGUCAUCCUCGUUCACGCCGCGAAUGCCGCCGCCUGCGGCUUCGACUUCCGUGCCAUCGUCGAGACCGACCUGCUCAUCCCCGUCAUCUACUUCCUCGAGGAGGAUUACGAGGCCACCGGCGACGAGGCGGAUGAGCUACUUCGCACGCUGCAGGCGGCCGGGAGCUACAUCAUCAAGAAGCCGCUGGACAUCGACGAGGUGCGCACCCGCCUGUGGACGGUCAUCGCGUUUCGCAAGUGCGACCUGGAGACCAAGGCGAGCAGGGGCGGCGUGGCAGGCUUGGGCGUCGGAGGGAAGGACGAAGACCGCGUCCACUUCAAGGUUGUGAUGAAGGGAAGAGGCCGGAAGAGGAAGGGCAGCAGCAGCAGCAGCAAACACGGCGGCUCCUCCGGCACAGCGGCCGCCGCAGGAGGUCACCCAUCGGCCAAGGGGAAGGAAAAGGAGAACGUGGGUAGCCAGCAGCAGUGGUACAUUUUAUUUUGGAAUGAGUAUGAUUUUGAGACAGUUACUGCAAAAUCUCUGGAAUGUAGCAGCAGUAACUUGUUUCAUCUUGGCCUCCGCGUAGAGUACGUGUAG